GUAAAGUUUGGCUUUUUUUGCUCGCAUUUGAUUCCCUUUUUAACCGUGAAAUAGUGGAGGUACAGUGAAUUAAAGUGCAUUAGUACGUAGACCUUGUGAAGUGCUUUCGUUUGGUAUAGUGCAUGAUAGGCUGCCUGUCGAAACUAAAGUUUGUUGGCAUAAAUUAGUUUUGCUCGCUCUGUUAGCAGCGGCAAAAAAUAACAAGCAAGUGCGCCUUUACUGUGUGGUGGCCCGCUCACGGGCGAAGAAAAAUGACUUCAAUAGCUUGCAGUGUGUGCGCACAGCGUAUUGCUAGUGAACCCGAUGGUAUUCACUGCUCUGGCGGGUGCGAGCAAAUAUUACACGAAGAAGGAGACACGUCUCAACGAUGUGCAGAAAAUGUGUAGUGUGCUUUUGCAAAAGGUCGAAGAAAUCACUAAGGCUGUCUGCGAUGGUGAUUUGAAAAUACGGAAUAUUGUUUCAGAGCAGUACAGCGCUUUUGAAAAACGAAUUUUGCCGCGCCUUAAAUCUACCGUUGAAGAUGUUGUUUCCGCAGAAGUAUCAGUGCUGCGUGACCUAGUUCGGCGAGCGGGUACGGAUCAGAUGUGUGUCGAUGAUACCGAGACCGGCAAUAAAGUUGUAAAGAACACUGCAGCCGUUGCCACUUAUGCCAGCGUAACCCGUUCUAACUUAGCUCCAACAAGGCUGGAAAAACGCAAGGCGCAUCCUGCCGUUUUGGAAGAUGAUAAUGACGAUUGCAGCAUUCUGAGGUCCGGAAAACGACGGAAAAUGACUACUAAAAAAACUUCCAGAAACGAAUCAAGUGGUGAAUUAACGGCUGCGUGCGAAACGCCUGUGAACACGUCAAAGUUACAGUCACUUAGGCCAGUUUCGCAUGUUGCGAAAAACAGUGCAGUCUUGAAAAUGGAGCAAACUGUUCUGUUCAAACCGAAAGUUGUUCAACUAGCGGAAAUAACAAGGAAAGACAUUCGUGAGAAGUUGGAUCCAAUUGUCUUCGAUGUCAAAGAAGUGUACUACCGUGAAAAUGGAGAAGCUACUAUACGGUGUGGUUCGAACGAGCUUGCACUGAAAAUGGCUCACGAUGCUAAAAAUAAGUUCUCCGAGGUAUAUGUGAUUGAAAACCUGAAACCUCUGAAGCCAAGAUUCAAGAUAAUAGGAUUAAGUGACGAAAUCCCAGAAAACGAAAUAAUCGCCAAAAUGAAACAACAAAACCAUUUGCCUGAAACGGCUGAUUUGAAAGUUAUUCGCGUACAGAAGUCCAAACGAACUGAAAACACAAGAGUGGUAGUGUUUGAAUCUGACCCCUCGACGUUCUACUGUCUGAUGAAAGCGCAACGGGUCAAUAUUGGCUGGGAUCGCUGCCGAAUCUUCGAGGUUGUUGAUGUAAUGCGCUGUUACCGCUGCUCUGAAUAUGGCCACAAAGCAGCGACAUGUAAAAAUUUAGUAUGCUGUCCAAAGUGCGCAGAAGAACAUCCAAUAAACGAGUGCAGCUCUGAUUUCGAAAGAUGUGUUAACUGCCAACUAUUUAACUCAGAGCAGGAACUUGAUGCCGACAAGCUUGAUUUUAUUCAUCCCUCUUGGAGCUCUGAAUGCCCGCUGUACCAAAAACGCUUGAAGAAAGCCAAACUUAGAAUUGACUACUCGACAUAGCAACCAAUGAAGCUAGCCAUCCGCAAUCGAAAUGAUGAUGACUGCACGACAGUUUCUCCAGGUAAAGCCAAAGAGGGUAUAUGUCCUCCCGAAGUUACCUACGAUACUGCACCCCCUCAAAAUAAUUUCUGGUUCCAGUCUACCGUUGAACAACCUACUUCCGGCUCCGUAGCUGAUAUUCAUCUAGCCAUCCGCAAUCCGUAUAAUGAUGACCGCAAGACUGUUUCUCCAGGUAAAGCCAAAGAGGGUAUAUGUCCUCCCGAAGUUAUCUACGAU
This is a messenger RNA of Topomyia yanbarensis, 1926 nucleotides long. RefSeq lists its product as uncharacterized. NCBI's taxonomy places the organism in Eukaryota, Metazoa, Arthropoda, Insecta, Diptera, Culicidae. The transcript is spliced from 2 exons. The coding region runs from base 304 to 1650 and encodes 448 amino acids. The record is from RefSeq and is a predicted model, not a curated record. Gene Ontology annotation, molecular function: nucleic acid binding; zinc ion binding.